This is a messenger RNA of Linum trigynum, 3077 nucleotides long. The record is from the annotation of a GenBank genome assembly. Lineage: Eukaryota; Viridiplantae; Streptophyta; Magnoliopsida; Malpighiales; Linaceae.
GUCCUCCCUAUAGGCUAUAACCACUUGUCUCUUUGGGAGUUGUCUUUUCUAGGUAGAGUAAUCAUAAAAGGCUGGCUUUAAAAUCUACGUAAUUAAAAAAGAUAAUUGAUAACCUAAUCAUUUAUUUGAGAGAAGAUAGUAGUUUGCCUUUGAGUUCCUGAGCAUAACCAAUUAUUAUGAAGUGCUUAUAACUCAUCGAACCCUUCUGUCCUGUCGCCUCCGGCGAUGACUGUCACUCCCCAAGGGCGGCCGCCGGAUCCCCCGAUCCCAACGGAAGCUAUGCUGAGCGAAGGAAAGAGGCUGGUGGACAUACCGGAAUCGCCUACGCGGAUGGAUGUCGAGGGUGUUGUAGUGCAAUCAGGGACGCCGACACCCAUCGUUUCUACGCAGCCAGGCAAGGAAACUACAGAGAUAUUCCCAUCGCUCGGGAACACAACCGCGCGGCCCCUGAUCUCUUAUGCUACCGCGGCGACAAGUAACUCUAGCCCGCAGCAACCCCCGAAGCCGCGGUGGAUACUUGUGGGAGAACAUGACUUGGUACCAGGGACAUUCAACGGUGAGCCGGAACUCAGAGUCUCCGACUCCCUCAGGAAUAAACUCAGUGCCCCUUGGCAACGAACUCUGGUGGUUAGGCUGCUGGGGCGCUCAAUUGGGUACUCGAUUCUGUGCAGCAGGCUCAAGGCUCUCUGGAAACCAACCAGCGAGAUGGAAAUUUUUGCUCUGGAUGAUGAUUGUUUCUUGGUCAAGCUUGGGAAUGAUAAGGACUAUUUCAGUGCUCUGUCGGAUGGUCCAUGGGUUAUAUUUGAUCAUUACUUAGUGGUACAGCAAUGGACUCCUUCCUUCAGGGUGACCGAUAAGCUUCCGAAUACCAUGGUCUUGUGCGUUCAGUUUCCGGGUCUUCCCGUCCAUUUCUAUCACCAGGAGCUUCUCUUUGCGCUUGGCAAUAUGAUCGGGAGAGCUAUAAAGCUCGAUUACCACACUCAACAUCAGCAGCGUGCCAAAUUUUCCAGAAUGGCCGUGGAGGUCGAUCUCUCGAAACCAUUGGUUCCAAGAAUUAGGCUCGACGGCAGAUGGCAGAAGGUGGAAUUCGAGAAUAUUCCGGUUGUGUGCUUUGAAUGUGGCAAGGUCGGACACACCAAGAUCACCUGCCCUUUAAUUUGCCAGAAUCGCUCAGAUGCUGAAGGUCAAGGAAGACUGCCAUCUCCGAUUUCCGACGCCGGCGUGGAGGUUUCCGGGGAUGUGGCUGGAUUUGGACCGUGGAUGCUCGUCACGCGGAAGUCUCGCCGUAAUCAAAGGGAAGGGACCGGCCAUGGUAACUCUGAUCUCAAAUCCCCAGCCUACAACGGGCACAAGGCCGGGAACUCGGGGAAAGGAGACGAAGACGGAAAGGAAAGUCUCGAGAACCCUCCUAAAAUGCAGAAUGGGAAAUUGGGGAAAGCGGUGGGAAGCUCGGCUGGGAAGAAAGAAGACGUGAAGAAAGGAAAGGCCCCCAUCGUCAAUAGUGUUGAAACCACAGAGAAAGGGGUGUUAGGCCCAAGACCCAACGCAGGUGACCAGGCCUCUCGGUCCACUAAGCCCAAAAACGAUCUCGAGGCCUCUACCUCAGCCACGGAAGGUCCACAGAAAGGAAGGUCAAACAAGUGGGUGGCUUCCAAAACCCACGAUGGGCCUUCCUCAGUAUCCUCACCCUCUGGAUCGGCCCAAAACGCUCAGGGAGAGUCUGAGACACGCAUCCGGAUCGUGGAGACGAUGCCAUACCCUUCUCCUCCGCCGCGAAUCGUCGACCCUGCAGCUCCUUCGGCCAACAUUCUCACCAAGCACAAAAAAGGAAAAAAGAAAGGAAUGGGCAGCGACAGGUCGGUUACACCACAUGGUACCCCGAUUCGCCAUAAUCCUUCAAAGGCGCUACAAGUUUGGUCGCCGGUUAAGGAAAAGAAAGUGAAAAGCAGAGAACGACGCGUCUCUCUAACUCUCCAACAAAUUCAGGAGUGGACGAAUGCAGUGAUUCCUCGGGACGAAGCAGGGAGAACUGCGGCGGUUCUGUCGAACAUGGCGAUUCAGGGUGAUGGGUCGGAUAAGGCGGCCGCGGGGACAGCUACAGCCUCCGAUCUCUGCUGACUUCUUCUAUCAGCCUUAUUUCUUCCCCUCCCCUUCUUUUCUUUUUGCUUAUUAUCAUGUCUAGCUCUAAUUAUCCUUAAUUCAAAAUUCUGUCGUGGAACGUUGGUGGUGCUGGGGGCAGGUCGUUCUUACCUCUCUCCGGCUUGCAAUUCAGCUCCACCGGCCUAACUUUGUUAUGUUGUUGAAACCGCAGGUCAGUGGCUCGGUUGCUGAUUCGGUCUGCGAGAAGCUUGGAUUCCCCGACGUUGCUCGUGUUGAGGCCACAGGCCGGAGCGGGGGUAUCUGGGCAUUCUGGAAUGCUCAGCAGUUCGAUGUUCAGAUUCACUCAGCGGGAGAUCAACACCUUACUUUAGCCAUUUGCCAGAACAAUUUGCCGAGUUGGUUUUUGACUGCAGUCUAUGCGUCUCCCCGGCAACACUCCCAAAGCUUGCUCUGGAACAGUUUGGUUGAAGAAAGCAGGAAUAUCACUCGUCCCUGGAUCCUAACUGGGGAUUUCAAUGCUAUCUAUCUCCGGACGAAAGGAGCGGUCCUUGUACACCAGCUGUUCUCCGCAGAUGCAGAAGAUUUAGCCAAUGGAUUAACCAGGCAGAGCUUGUAGAUUUGGGCUUUUCCGGCCCUCGUUUCACCUGGUCAAGGGGCUCACAAGCUUCCACGUUCAAAGCGAGCAGACUAGACCGUAGCCUGUGCAAUCUGAGCUGGAACGAAAUGUUCCCUGACACCACAGUCCUCCAUCUUACUCGUGUGGGAUCUGAUCACCACCCAAUCCUCACUUCUGUUGUCCAUCAGGGAGUCUCACAACCUUCUUCUAAACCAUUUAAGUUUGAAGCAGCUUGGAUUACGCAUGAAAACUUUCACAAUUUUUUAGCUGAAUCCUGGAACUCACAGGCUGCUCUCCCUCUUGCUUUACAGGAGCUGGCUUCCAAGCUACAAGGGUGGAAUAAUGAAGUUUUUGGUAAUAU